GCAGCUGGUAGAGUUCUCACAGCGAGUGUUUCCGCACACCUAGAAUAAAGAGCUGGCGAGCCGAGGACGAGGGACAACACGGCCGCGCUGACGGAAGUAGACGACGAAAACAUUAGAUUUUUGUAUUUUCCUGACACAUUCUGGUUCGGGUGUAGCUGUUUUAACGACCGUUAAUGCCUCGAAUGUGAAGCAGUGAGAGGAGGGCUCGCCGCUGGUAACCUUUACGUUGGUUAAGCCGUAGAGGACUCGCCGGGGGAAAAGAUGUGCGAUGGAAUGGUAGCGUUUCAGACGAGAGCCCUGUCCUCCUCUUCCUUCGCCUCCUCCUCCUCUCUAGCCCACAGGCUGGCUGCCUCCGCGCUUCUCCUCCUCUUCACCCUGCUCCCUCAUGGUCACGCAUCAGGUUGUGCGCGGCCACCCGGCGUGCAGCACGGAGACCUGCUGAACCAGACCGAAGCUAACCGGGGCUCUUUCCCUCCGGGCACCCUGCUGACUUAUGGCUGUGAGCCUGGCUACACUGCAGAUGGACCCACCAGCAUCAUUUGUACCAGUUCUGGAGCCUGGUCCCAUCAACCGCCACGCUGCAUCAGAAGCAACGUGUGCUCGCCGCCCACUGAGCCAGAGAACGGGGGCUACCGCUGCCACCCAUCUCCCUGCCACCGCCUCACCCAGAAAACCGUCAUCGAGUAUUUCUGCGACGAGGGCUACGCUCUGAAGGGCGACUACAAAUUCCUCACCUGCCAGAACGGCGAGUGGGACGGUCCCAUGCAGAUCAGCUGCCGUCUCACACAAGACAAAGAGCCAAAUUCUCCUCUGGGUAUUCCAGCUCUGUCUAUUGUGGCGUCCACGGCUAGUUCUGUGGCACUCAUCCUGCUUUUAGUGGUGCUGUUUGUUCUUGUACAGCCCAAACUCAAGUCCUUCCAUCACAGCAGGAGGGAGCAGGGAGUCUCAGGCCAGCCCAGCUCCAUCAUGGUGGAGGGCGUCCAGGUGACGCUGCCCUCUUACGAAGAGGCUGUAUAUGGAAGCAGUGGACCUUGCGGCGCUUCCGGUCCUCCUCCUUCUCCGCCACCUCCUCCGGCUCCUCCAGAGUCUCGAGUCCCGAUCGUGCUCUCUGAGGGUCUUCCUCAGGGAGCCACGGGAGGCCAAGGCCCCGGCAGAACCCGCCACCACAGAGACUUAGACUUCUGUCUCCCAUCCACAUCCUCCUCAUCAUCCUUCUCCUCCCGCCGUCAUGCAGAGACAGUGCUGGUUCAUCAGGCCCCCUCUACCUCCUCCUCCUCCUCCUCCUCUUCUUCUUCAUCAUGGGCUAGAGAGCACCCUGGGGGUGCAUGCGCAGGCCCCCUACCGCUCCGUAGAGACUCUGAGAGUAGCGACCAGCACAGUCUGCUUUCUGUCACCUCUACAGAUGAGUUUUCUGACGAUAUUCCCCUGUUGAAGGAAGCAUGAAGCCUGCCAGCCCGUUAUCAGCAUCAGCAGCAGAGCCCCUAUUUCCCUAUCUCUCACUGCUGACCAGGACUGACUGUGGCUGUCAACCUACUUCACCCGACUCCCCUCAGCAGCCAGCAGAGAAAAGACUAGAACUACGCCCAUUCCCCACGCAACCUCUUCUGCCAUUGCUACCCAUGCAGAGCAAAGCCAACAACCAAUACUCACUGCAUCAUAAGCAAUUAUGGAGCACCACUGGACCCAGCUACUGGAUCAAAUUAAAGACAAGCCGGACAAACAGAGUGGUGCCAGCUCAACAUAAAUCCUGUAGAUCCAAUGUAUAUGAGUAAAACAUGCGUACUGAGUCAAGGUUGUGUACUAUAGGCUAUGUAUUACUCUACACUUGCCUCCUCCCAGGUGUAGUUCUCUAUAUUAUCAUGGCUCACAGAGGCUUCGUCGGAGAAGGCUAUAGCAAUCGAGACACGUCGACUCUGUCUGGGAUUACUUCAGAUAAAAAAAAAAAGUACAAAAAAAAAAACUUGUGAUGUUUGCUCCUGACGCUGUGGCGCUCAGAAUCAGAAUCGUCUUCCCGCUGUACUUGAAAAGUUGUGAGUGGCGGCUGGGUUUUCGCAGCCCGCUUUGUGAAUGUCGCAUGUUGUUUUUAGUUAUUGCUGUCACAGCACGGUGGCCCACUCUGAAUGAAGCAUGAAGCCUCUUCUGUCUCCCAUCCCCCCCCCUCUCUCUCUCUCUCUCUCUCUGUCUCUCUCUCUCUAGCUGUCUGUGUUUCCGGGUGGCGUCUAGCAUGUGGAUUAGUGGGAUUGAGAACCACUUCACAAGAGCUAAAAGCAGGGUGCAGCGUUUUACGAAGCACCGUAUCACAACUAUAAAAAGACCUAUCUUGCUCCUUUCUUUUCUGUUGCCAGCUGCACCCGGUAUCUGGAAGGUGCUUCUUCUGGCGCAUGAGUGGGCUUGAUUGGUGUUUUGGUUCCAGGACUGUUCUGUGUGUCUUACCUGUAUGAGGAGAGGGAGACAUAAUGUCACAUUUUGUCUGAAAGCUGAGGAGAGGGUUGUCUUUCAACACGGCGAUUGGGCGCAUGACUGAACUUUAAGGUUGUUUAAUUUCCUUCUUACUGUAUUUAUUGUUUGGUUUGUGGCUCGGGUUGCUUUGAGUUGCUGAAUCUGAGUGCAUGUGUGUGUGUGUGCGCGUGCGUUUGUGUGUGUGUGUGCAUGUUUGUGUGUCAGCUAGGCAGGAGAUGACAUGUCCUCAUAUGGUAGGCCUCGACACAGCCAUUGCCUGAUUUGCGUCUCUUCAGAUCAGAGACUGGCUGCACAAUGUCCCCAUCUUUCACCAUAGGAAAAUACCCCCCCAGCACUGAACAAGUCACAUGAACAAAGCGGCGUCACUUCAGGCAACGAGUGCACCACACAAUGUGUGUAUUAUCCAUCUACUCUCAAGCUAGAAUAUUUAUCAUUUUCUGCUGAAUGGCUGGAAAACACAAGUCUCCUUAGAGGAACCGGCUCCCGCCCACCUUCACACUGUACCGAAGUCUCUCCACUUUUGUGCAUUAUUGACACAACUGCAACGGGUUGCAGUGAAACGGUGAAGUUCUGUUAUACAGCACCCCACCCCCACCACACACACUCACGCUCCCUCCUGAUGCCAAGUGCAGAUUUAAGAGAGAAUCGUGUUAUUCUGUUAGAAAUCAUCCUCUGUUUUCAUUGCCACUUGAAAAGCUUUGGUGGUUGAGCUGGUCACCGUGGAAACAGCAUGACUCUGAAGGAUCCUGAGAACUACUUUUCAAGCUUAACUGCUCAGAAAAAAACCCCCAGAGCAACCCGUCUGGAUUCCUGUUCUCAGUUUUAUUUGGCAUUUGUGGCUGUGUGUCAGUGUCAACGGCUACAUUAUUAAUGCAAACAGGAUGUUGCCUUAGACUUGUAUAUUUUCUUUCUUUUUUUUUUUUUGGAUGUGUAAUCUUAAGCUCCGCGUUGGUUGCUUUACAGUAUUGCAACGUGUUCUGUUUUCCCAAUGGCCUUACUCUGUUCUUUUCUAUUCUAUGCAUAAAACUGUCUUUGUGUAUUUAUCAACGAGUUUACUUUUGUUGUGGACACGACUAAACGAAUGUCCAUCCUUCUUUGUCCUCCCCUAGCUUUUCCAGCUACUGUGAUGAUGAUGAUGAUGAACCUAUAAGCACCUAUAUUUCACUAUUCCUUUGCUUCUCUUUUGCUACAAGGCAUUAAAAUAUUAUGGGAUUGAAAAGAAAAAAGUGAAAUUAACUUUGCGUUCAGAAGCACUGUUGUACGGUGUUGCUUCCCUGAAAAUAACUGGUUAAAAAAAGUACACAUCUUGAUUCUUUGUUUCGAUGCUUUCAGCUUUGGUUUUUCCUCUGUACAUGGCAGUGGGUGUGAAGAUAGUAAUUUAAUAUUUGUAUAAAGUUUAAUUUAAUUUUACAGUGUGUAUAUAACUUUCUAAUUAAAGCUUUCUUUUGAAUGUG
This is a messenger RNA of Chelmon rostratus (copperband butterflyfish), 3914 nucleotides long. It is a transcript of the gene susd6, whose product is annotated as sushi domain containing 6. The record is from RefSeq and is a predicted model, not a curated record. NCBI's taxonomy places the organism in Eukaryota, Metazoa, Chordata, Actinopteri, Chaetodontiformes, Chaetodontidae. The transcript is spliced from 7 exons. Bases 262 to 1443 code for a protein of 393 amino acids.